Amphimedon queenslandica is the source of this 1149-nucleotide messenger RNA. Its product is annotated as cyclic AMP receptor 2-like. The record is from RefSeq and is a predicted model, not a curated record. The coding region runs from base 1 to 1149 and encodes 382 amino acids. Gene Ontology annotation, biological process: adenylate cyclase-activating G protein-coupled receptor signaling pathway. The transcript has a single exon. Lineage: Eukaryota; Metazoa; Porifera; Demospongiae; Haplosclerida; Niphatidae. Gene Ontology annotation, cellular component: plasma membrane. Gene Ontology annotation, molecular function: G protein-coupled receptor activity.
AUGUCGGGAGACUGCCCUAACGGCUCUGAUCUAACCUCAGAGGAGAAGAGGAUCAUCCUGUCCGUGUAUGGAGGAGAAGGAAUACUAUCAGCCACUGUAUGUCUCACUGCAUUACUCAUGAUUAUAAAACUCAAGUAUUACAAAGACACGGUACAAAGGCUAUUGUUAUGGCAGCUGAUAGCUGGCCUGGGUUUGUCCUUGUAUAACAUGCUCAACUUGUUAUUCAUCAAUUAUGAUGAGGAGACCAGCUCCAGGGCCUACACUGUACUGUGCUCUAUUGUGGGAUACAUUGGCACUGUGACCUUUUUUGUUAAAAUAGCUUUCACCCUCUGGCUGACGAUAUUUCUAUUUCGUUGUCUUGUGUGUCUCAAGGAUCCAAAAGAACUCAGUAAAAUGGAGAUACUCUACGUCAGUACAUCACUAGGUCUUCCAUUACUAGUCUCACUGGUCCCUUUCAUUCAUCAUUCGUACGGUAUUGCAGGAGCUUGGUGCUGGAUUAAAGAGUGGAAGGAUGACUGUGCUUCUGAUGAAAAGCUGGUUCUUGGAGUCAUUUUUGAAGAUGCAUUUUAUAGCUCAGGGGCAGUCAUUGCUCUGACCAAUGCUGUCCUUAUCACCAUAACUCUGUCCACAGUUCUUUGUAGAAUAAGGUGCAGCUGUGUUGGGUCUUCAUCGUCAGAAAAAGAGCAGCUUUUAGAGACAGUUCAAUUAAAGCAUAAGAACUUAUUAAAGAAGCUGCUGCCACUUAUAGCUUAUCCUCUGGUGUUCUUAUUCUUGAUAAUAUUUCCACUAACAAACAGGAUAUAUGGAGGCAUUGGGAAAAGGAUCAGUUUCCCUUUGUUCAUGCUACAUGCAGCUGUUGAGCCUUUUUGGGGUCUCUUUGUCGGUGUUGCAAUAAUAGUUCACAUUGCAGUCAUUGAGUAUAAGAAAAAGACUAAAAAAAUCCACUUUAAAGUUCCUGUGGUUACAGGAGUUCAGUCAAUGAGGAGGUACAAUGCAUUAUCUCCAGUAGAUGAUGCUUACACAGUAGAUACUGUUGCUGCCACAAGUGCUAAAACCACAUUUGAGCCUUCAACAGAGAGUAUAGACAACUGCAGCUGCACUGAUGAUAAUAUUAAUGGCUCUAUAGUUAGUACUGAUGUUUAUAAGUAA